Molecule: messenger RNA, 5951 nt
Organism: Alligator sinensis (Chinese alligator)
Lineage: Eukaryota; Metazoa; Chordata; Crocodylia; Alligatoridae
Gene: LPIN3
Product: lipin 3
Exons: 20
Coding region: 2915-5695 (926 amino acids)
Biological process (GO): cellular response to insulin stimulus; fatty acid catabolic process; triglyceride biosynthetic process
Cellular component (GO): nucleus
Molecular function (GO): phosphatidate phosphatase activity; transcription coactivator activity
Source: RefSeq, a predicted model, not a curated record
UUUUGAAGAUGUAACUCAGGAUUUUUCUGCACUUGGAAUUUGGCAAUAAUGAAUCACCUUUACUUUGCACCUCUCAAGUAAAACGUCCUUUCCACCCAUUCCAUUGCACCCCAUGUCAAUCUGACUUGAUCUUUCUCAAGAAUAGAAAAAAGGCACUUGCUGUGCAAAUCCCUGUGUUGUUUUUUUGGGGGGGGGUUUCUGAUCCAAAAACAUGUGACUGACAAGCCUUCAGGAAUUGCAAUCACCCUAAAACAAACUACCUGAGCUCUGGUUUCACUUUCAGUGCAUGGGGAUUUUACCUCCGCCAGCUGUGCUGACUCCAUGUUUCUGUCGGUCUCUCCAUGCAUUAUUAUUUGCUGAAUCACCUCUUUCAAAAGCCUCUGGAGCUCUUUGCUGAUCCAUUGAAGAAAAUCAUAGCCCCUGUAAAGCCAGCUGAGAGACAGGAAAUGCAGUGCUUUGCCAGGCUUCCCCUGCUGUCUCUUUCUGUGGUUUUAAAUGGCUGCUUAUCUCUCCUAGGGGGUGGAAGGGCUUGGUAAAAUACUUGGGAAAUCCCUUUCUCACCCAAACCCUCCUACCCUAGCUGGGAAUUCCCUGUGACAGGGGGGUGUCACUCACAGGAAGCAAUUGUCAAAGGCUGGCUGUUGUUCUUCUCAGUUCAAACAGCAGCAGUCUGAAAGUAGCAAGGGCAAGGGGACUAAUACAGCUCUCAGACUCACUCCCCCAGGAGCCUUUCCUGCAAUGUGCCUGUCAGACAGGCUUUCAGGACUGAUAUCUGUCAUGGAGGCGUAACAGAUUUAGCUGUUGAUGGGGAAGGCAAGAAAAGUCCCCACUGAAUUGUUUGUUCCCUCCCCACAAGUUCCCCAUGCAAGGGCUAGGUUUUCUGUGGUUUGCCAUUCCAUUUGCUAAAUUUACUCCUUCCCUGCACUACCUACCAGGGCCUGCAGCCUGGCGAUGGUGUGUGUACCCCUCUUCUAAGAACUUCAAGGCUGAAUCGGAGCGUCUAGCUAGAUGUACGCAGACAAAUCUUGCUAGUUCAGGGUUCAGUCCUGGGCCAUGUCUAUGGGAGUUCUGUAGUUUUAUAUGGGUAAUCCCUUUAUACAAGUUAGUUUUAUAUGGGUAAUCCUUUUAUAUGAGUUAGGCUAAAAAGCAACAGUAAAGGGGGCUACCCCUUCUCCUUAGGGCACAAGUCAGUCUCUAACUGAAGGGACCUGGAAAAAAGUUUACAUGGGCAGCUCAGUCCAUAAUUACCACUUCAGUUUCCUGAAUUUCUCCAAAGCAUCUGGUACAGGCUGCUAUUGGAGACAAGACACUGAGAUAGAUGACGUACGGGUCUGACCCAGUCUGGUGAGUCUCAUGCUGCUAUUUUCCCAAAAAAAGAGCCCUGAAAGAGCUAAUAUUAAAACAUGUUUUGGAGAAGGGGACUUCCAAAGAGCACUUGACUUGUGCCCUCAUUUCUUCUGCUGUGAGCAGAGAGGUACAGAAAUUCACAAGAAUCCAGUAGGCCGAGGGCUUUGGAGACCAGAUUCUUCUUGAAUAUUAUGGUGACCUGCCUGUUCGCAUAAACAAGCUAGCAGAAGCAGGAACAGCAUGACAUUCAUGUGCAUGGCCACAAAUCACCCUAUACCACAAUCAGUAGGCAUAAUUUUAGGCCUACCAGCCUUGACAGUGUCACUUUAAAGACAGGUGGGAGGUUGGUUUGCUAUAAUGGCUGAUGAGUCAACACAAUGUUGCUAUACAUAUAACAGGGGGUCGAUUCCUCCUCCUGUCAUUGUUUAUACCUGUGCAAAGUGAGUGGGAAAGGGGAAAUGCUACCCCUGGUGUUUGUGUGAAAAGAAUUCCAAUAUGAUAGUGUUUUACGUGCAUCUGGAGCAGCUGUAGUGAUGACACAAGAUGCCAGGCACCUUACCUUCACUUCUAAUACUUCCAGAAAAGGGUUUGAACAAAUUCUUGGAGGAAAGGCACAGCAAUAGCUAUUGAGCACAGAAUAAGGAGUUAGGGAUACUGCCUCAGAUCUUCCUACACCUUCAAUGCUGGAGGCUGCAAGUGAGAGAAGAGCAAUGGAAAAAACCCUGGUCAGACCCAGCACCCCCUUUGCCCGUGUGACAUAGGCUACUGUGUAAGCAGGACCUAUGGUCUGACCCAGUAAAUGGCAGUUCUUAUGUAUCGUGUUCUUCUGUUACUCUGAAUCUCUGUCCCUGGACCCCUUCCUUGGAAGCAGGAACAGCCUCCUGCUCCCAGCACUGCCCCUCCUCUUUUCCUGGUCCCUUUUAAAAACUCACUUAGAAACCUUCCCACGCACAGACUUAGUUUUUAUCUGAACUUGUGUAUCAGCUCUUCUAGGCAGGGUCUGCAUCUCUCCCCAUUUCUGUAAAAUAACAGGCCCACUCGCAGUGCUGGAUAAAUAUUAAAUAUGGUUAUUUUCUGUGCUUAAUCCUUUGGCAUGUUUCACGCAAGGCAAGUUGCGGCAACACCCCUUUCCUGACUUUCUGUUCUCAGCCAGCUCAGCCUGUCCUGCACAGGCCAUUUGGCUCUAGACAAACCCUGUUGCUCUGGGUUUGUUUUUUAAUGAGUUCAGAGGAGCAGUGGAGGAGGGGCAUUUUGCAGUGUUAUUGAACAGCGGGAACAGCUCACCAGGAGAAAGAACUUUUGUCUGGAAAGAAUAAAAAACAAAAACAGAAAAGCCCACAGAGUCCUCCGCACAUUUAGCAAUUAUUUAGGUUCUGAAUGUGCAGCCCUCUCAUUGCUGAGGCUGGCCAAGCAGGGCCACAGGAUAUUUAAGAAAUCGUCACGCUGUCAAAGCUAAUACCCUGUCCCUGCUGAAUCUACAGACUUUGUUUAUUGCCAUGUCUGUCUCUCGCUCUGCAGUGGUGCUGAUGGAGUCCUGCUCUGGUAAAGGUACAACGAGUCUCAGACCAUGAACUAUGUGGGGCACCUGGCGGAGACGGUGUUUGUCACCGUGAAGGAGCUGUACAAGGGCCUGAACCCAGCCACCCUGACGGGAUGCAUUGACAUUAUUGUGGUGAGGCAGCCAGAUGGCUCUUUCCAGUGUUCGCCUUUCCAUGUGCGCUUUGGGAAGCUGGGUGUGCUGCGCUCCAAGGAGAAGGUGGUUGACAUAGAAAUCAAUGGAGAACCUGUGGACUUACACAUGAAGCUGGGAGACAAUGGAGAGGCAUUCUUUGUCCAGCAAUCAGAGGAGAAUGAGGGAAACAUCCCCUCCUGUCUCUGCACUUCACCCAUCCCACUGGAAGAAAGCCCAGAUCAUACAGCCGGAUCAUCUCAGGAGCCUGGAGUUUCUAAACUCAGUCUGUCUGGAGAGACAGAAACAUCAACUUCCAACAUGACCCUUCGUAAGAAAAGGCGGCGCAAGAAGAAGCCGAAGCAGAAGGAGGCAGCAGACUCCACUCCGGAAGAGCAGGAAGGAACGGAGAGUGAAAGGUCUCUUGAGGAAAAGCACAAACAGCUGACUCCUUCUGAGUCAGUUUAUUUCUCCUUCACUGACCUGCCAGAAGAGGAGAUUGGGCCCUCACUAUCCAAAGAGAUCUACCCUUAUUCUGAUGGGGAGCUGGCUUCACUGGAGAGCCUCUCCCCAAGCCAUCCAGCUUCUCCUAAAAGUGACUCUGAACUGGAGAUUAAACCUACUGAGCCGUCCCCUCUUGGAGCUGAGUCUCACAUGCAGUGGACCUGGGGGAGGCUCCCUCAGGUGAGUAAAUCAGAGCGAGUUGAACCAGUGAAGUCCACAGCAUUUGUCACUACAACAGCGACUGUUGCCACGACGACACCCAUCCCAGUGGGUGAGACAACCCAUUUCCUAGCCAUCACGGCGGGUUUGGAAGGUGACUUGGUCACAGUGGAUUCUCAGGGCAUGCCCGGUUCCUGUACCACACCUGUAAUUAGGCCAACACCUGUCUUCCAAAAUGGAAAUGGCCUCCCUAUGCUGAAGGACUUCCACCCUGUGACCGAGUCUGCAGACACAGCAGAGAGUUCUCUGGAGGCCUCCCCCACCCUGGCAGAGGAACAGGGAGCAAAGCAGCAGCCAGAGGCAGGGGCUGCAGAAGAAGGAGGAGAAGAGACCCUGGAGGCCACAACUGAGCAAGUCCUGCAGCUGGAUCCUUCUGGUGUUCAAGAGGCACCUGCCAUGAGGCCAACAAAAUUGGAGAGCACCCAGCCUGGUGACAACCUGGAAACCAAACUGGAAAACCAAAGGAGGCAGGGCUCCACGAAAAGAAGUCAUCAUCUGGGUCCCAGUGACAUCUACCUGGACGAUCUCACCAACCUGGAUGAAGACCAGGUGGCACUUUAUUUCCCUAAAAGUGAUAUGGAACUGAGCCCAAAGCCCUUGACCGAUCCCGGAAGCCUCUGCAGCACCCAGCUGCCAGCUGGAACUGUGAUUGACAGCGGCACAGAGAACUUGUCAGACUCCACCUAUGAAGGGAUGUCCCCUGUUGCACUAUCUCUGUGUGGAGGUCUUGGGGACAACAGGGAGAUCUCCCAUGAGAAGUUCAUGGAGCACAUCAUCUCAUACCAGGAGUUUGCUAAGAACCCAGGAGUCCUCGAUGACCCCAACCUGGUGAUACUGAUCCACAAGAAGUAUUAUAAUUGGGCAGUGGCUGCUCCUAUGAUCCUCUCUUUACAGGCAUUCCAGAAGAACAUUCCCAAGAGCACCGUUGAUCAGCUGAUGAAGGAGAAGAUGCCCAAGAAGAGUGGCAGGUGGUGGUUUUCCUGGAGGAGGAGAGAGUUCCCUAGUAAGGAGCAUGAACCCAGUGCAGAACAUGCCAGUACAGAAGCGCUGCAGCAGGGCUCCACUCCACAGAGACAGACUGAGGAGCCUUCAUCCAGUGACGAAGAACCGGCAUCCCCAGGGACUGUUUUGAUAACAGAUGCCACAGCACAGAAAUAUCUUCCCACCUAUAAGAAAUCUCUGAGACUGUCUUCAGAUCAGAUUAAGAGGCUGAAUCUGCGGGAUGGCCCCAACGAGGUGAUGUUUAGCAUCACCACCCAAUACCAGGGCACAUGUCGCUGUGAGGCCACCAUCUACUUGUGGAAAUGGGAUGACAAGGUGGUGAUCUCGGAUAUUGAUGGGACCAUCACCAAGUCUGAUGCUCUGGGUCACAUUUUGCCACAUCUGGGAAAAGACUGGACUCACCAUGGGAUUACCAAACUCUAUCACAAAAUCCAUUUGAAUGGCUAUAAGUUCCUCUACUGUUCAGCCAGGGCCAUUGGCAUGGCGCAUAUCACCAAAGGGUACCUGAAAUGGGUCAACGACCAGGGCUGUGCCCUCCCAAAGGGCCCCAUCCUGCUGGCCCCCAGCAGCCUCUUCUCAGCUCUUCACAGGGAGGUGAUUGAGAAAAAGCCAGAGGUGUUCAAAAUUGCCUGCUUGACAGACAUUCGGAACCUUUUUGGCUCUGCACAGCAGCCCUUUCAUGCCGCCUUUGGGAACAGAGUUAACGAUGUCUAUGCCUACAAGCAAGUGGGGCUGCCAGAGUCUCGUAUAUUCACUGUGAAUCCCAAGGGGGAGCUGAUCCAGGAGCUCACCAAGAACCAUAAGUCCACGUAUGAACGACUGACUGAGCUGGUAGAACUGAUCUUCCCCCCUGUAGGUCAGAAAGGGAGCUUUGCUUUGUCUUGGCCAGAAUAUAGCCACUUUGCCUACUGGAGGAGUCCACUGCCUGCCAUUGACUUGGAAGACUUCUCUUGACCCACUUACUAAUGGAGACCUGAAGGAAACCUUUCCUGGAAGGAUAGUCACUUGCUGGACCCCAACAAAGCAUUUACCCAUUCCUUCUGCCUAUUCUGCUACUGAGGCAUUUCUCUUUUAUUGUAUGUUGUGGACUGUAAACCCCGUGUGAAAGGGCAAAAUGGAGGGGCGGGGGUGAGGAGGGAAGACUUGGCUUAAAGAAAAAAUAUUUGCUGGGGAUGGAAUGUGUUGUCUUAUAAACCAGGGACUUUCUCCA